UCCGGCGUAAAAAUUGUGCCAGACAAAUAUGUGGGUUAAUCUGAGAUGACACGUUGUGGCGACCCCGAAAGGGACAAGCCGAAAGAAACUUACUUUCUAUAAGUCUUUUUGAAUUAAAGUCAGCAAACUUUCACCUAAUUUCCAUCACCUGAAAAAUGACUAAUUUCGGGGGCGAAGCCUCUGACGUCACUCAAGGUGGACCGGCGAUUGUACGACUUACGUGAGCACAGUGACUCAGAAUUCCUCAGUGAUUGUAAGUUAAAACCAAUCCAUAACAAUGGUGAACAUGUGUGUGGUUCAGUUUUGUCGCAAUUCAAAUAAUUCUGGUCACAGUGUGCAUUAUUAUCCCAAAGACCCAAACCUCAGAAGACAAUGGGUCAGCUUUGUGCAAACGAAGAGGGCUAAUUUUUCCAAACCCGGUCAACACUGUCACAUGCAGUGAACAUCUCACCUGAACCUGGACACGCUUCGACAACCUUAGCCCCCCACACAAAGGACCAAAACUGCAAAGAGCGUUUGUUGAAAGACAAGUUGCAGAGAUGUUGCAGGAAGCAUCUUCUGCACAAGAGGUUGACAUCGAACCAGCAGAUGCUGAAUUUCAAUCUUUGGUCCAUUCCAAAAGUUGCCAGGCUGAAGUGCCUAUUCAUGACAGAACACAGCUACUUGCCCUGCUGGCAAGAUUGCAGUGAUGAAAAUUGAGGGCCCAGCAACCUCCUUCUUCUGAUGACAAAAUUUGCAGGUCAUGCCCUUCUCAUCAUACAUUAUUCCAUGAAACUCCGGUGCCGAUGACAUCUUGAAUUCUUUUCUUUUUGUUUUGUCAUAUUUCUUGUUGUUUUCUUUUGGCACUGGACGUGACAUUUCCUUUAGAAUGGGUGCGUGUUGGAACAUCAGAAUGAUGAAGAUUUUGGGGAUGUGACAUUUCCUUUAGAAUGAGUGUGUGUUGGAACAUCAGCAUGAUAAAGAUUUUGGGGAUGUGAUUUUUUUGAAGACCCAGUUCGACAACUUGAAUCAGUGGGUUGACUGGAGAUUGUAGUGAUGAGGAAGAUUUGGCCUGUUGUUGUUGAACUGCAGUGUUUUCAUUGUUACACUGUGGCAAAGUUGCAGACUCAGGAGGGGUUGGAUUUGAAGCAGCUCUUUGAAGGGUUUCAGAAGACUCAUCAGGGGUAUUCAUUGCAGUCUGUCUUCUCAGACACAGUAGUCGAACUGUUUUGUUUGUAAUUACAAAUUUGAUAAUUGACGACUGACCAUUUUUUAUUGAUGUUGGUAACUGGUGUAAUGAUCAUGCUCCUUUUCGACGCGUGGUUGUUCAAUUUUGUCAAUGUUUAUGAGGGGGGCAACAUGAUUUGGUUCAAAUAUGACACCAUCUUGUACAUUCAGAUCACCAUCCCUAGUCCAUGUUAUGAUCAGUGGGUUGAAAUGAUGACUGGGGUAUUUUGACGAAAGGUGGACAAUCUUAUUGUUCAAAGGUUGAAUUACUCAGUUAAUCAAUGAGCGGCAUGGUGUAGGUACAUCAGGAUAAACUGAUAUUAUAUCUUAAAGUACGGUACUAAGAACAAGAAGAUGAAAAACAGAACACUAUCUUUUGUUGACUUGCGUUUGUCUGGCUUCAUGCAUCAUAGCAUCAAGAGCGGGAGUAGUGAAUGAAGAUCCCUCCAUUACUUAAAGAGAGUCUUGAUUCAAAAGACUAUGUCAUAAUGUGAUUUUGUCAAUAUCUGACUCAGCACAACACUGGUCCAGGCGAGGAUGAGUGAAGUAGUCAUUCAUGUUAUUUGUGAAUUCGUCACAGCAAUCUGACCGUAGGGAAGCUGCCAACUUCUCUGAGCCUGAAACAGUUACACCAUUCAGUUAAAAAAAAAAUUUCGACACUUUGAGACAAUCCAGAAAACCGCUCUUGGAGGUCACCCUAUGUCCGUGCCUCUUCUGGAAAAGUGUUUACUCCUGCCAUUUCCAUCCUUUAUGCAAAGUCCACCACCAUCUGUCCUUCAAAGUUCCUUUCCUGGAUGCCGUACUUACCCAUCACUUCUUCAUUGCCCGAUUCCUUUAUCAACAUGUCCAUUGCAAUCUGCACCAAUCACAACUCUCUCUGUGUCUGGGAUGGUCAGAACUACUUCAUCUAGUUCCUUCCAGAAUUUCUCUUUCAACUCUAGGUCACAUGUGCGACAUAGCUGCAAAUACAUUAUAUGAUUUCAAGUUUCAUUCUCAUCACAUGAUCUGAUACACUUUUCACCUCCAAGACAUUCUUAACCAAUUCUCCCUUUAAAAUAACCUAUACUAACUUUCUCUUCCUAUCUAAUCCUUCUUCUUCUUUUCCUUUCCGCUUGUCCCGUUCGGGGUCGCCACAGCAUUUCAUCUUUUUUCCAUCUAUGUCCUGCAUCUUCCUCCCGAACCCCAACUGCCCUCAUGUCUUCCCUCACCACAUCCAUCAACCUUCUCUUUGGUCUUCCUCUCGCUCUUUUCCCUGGCAGCUCCAUCCUCAGCACCCUCUACCAAUAUACUCAGUCUCUUGCCUCUAGACAUGACCAAACCAUUGAAGUCUGCUCUCUCUAACCUUGUCUCCAAAACAUCCAACUUUGGCUGUCCCUGUGAACUCAUUUCUAAUCCUAUCCAACCUGCUCACUCCAAGCGAGAACCUCAACAUCUUCAUUUCUGCUACCUCAAAUUCUGCUUCCUGUUAUUUCUUCAGUGCCACCAUCUCUAAUCCAUAGAUCAUGGCCAGCCUCACCACUGUUUUAUAGACUUUGCCCUUCAUCCUAGCGGAGGCUCUUCUGUCACAUAACACACCAGACACCUUGUUCGAGCUGUUCCAACCUGCUUUGACCCGUUUCUUCAAUUCCUUACCACACUCACCAUUGCGCUGGAUUGUUGACCUUAAAUAUUUGAAAUCCUCCACCCAUGCUAUCUCUUCUCCCUGUAGCCUCAGUCUUGCCCCUGCACCCCUCUCAUUCAUCCACAUAUAUUCUGUUUUAGUUGGGCUAAUCUUCAUUCCUCUCCUUUUCAGUGUACGUCUCCAUCUUUCUAAUUGUUCCUCUGCCUGCUCCCUGCUUUCACUGGAUAUCACAAUAUCAUCUGCAAACGUCAUGGUGCAAAGGGAUUCCAGUCUAACCUCAUCUGUCAACCUAUCCAUUACCACUGCAAACAGGAAGGGGCUCAGAACUGAUCCCUGAUGCACUCCCACGUCCACCUUAAAUUCUUCUGUCACAUCUACGACACAGCUCACCAUUGUUCUGCUGCCAUCAUACAUGUCCUGUACUAUUUUAACAUACUUCUCUCCCACACCAGACCUAUGCAUGCAGUACCACAGUUCCUCUCUUGGUACUCUGUCAUAGGCUUUCUCAAGAUCCACAAAGACACAAUGUAGCUCCUUCUGACCUUCUCUGUACUUUUCCACUAGCAUCCUCAAGGCAAAUAAUGCAUCUGUGGUACUCCUUCGAGGCAUGAAACCAUACUGUUGCUCGCAGAUACUUCUGUCCUGAGUCUAGCCUCCACUACUCUUUCCCAUAACUUCAUUGUGUGGCUCAUCAACUUCAUUCCUCUAUAAUUCCCAAAACUCUGAACAUCGUCUUAAUAAUGGGAACUUUUCCUCCAUUGUUCAGGCAUCUUUUUGCCCGCUAGUAUUCUGUUGAAUAAGUUGGUCAAAAACUCCACAGCCAUCUCUCCAACUUGCUUCCAUAACUCCACCGGUGUGUACUCAGGACGAACUGCCUUUACAUUUUUCAUCCUUUGUAGUACCUUUUUAACUUCCCCUUACUAAUCAUUGCCACUUCCUGGUCCUUCACACUUGCCUUUUCUCCUCUUCCUUCUCUCUCAUUUUCUUCAUUCAUCAACUUCUCAAAGUAUUCUUUCCAUCUAUUUCGUACACUACUGGCAACAUUCAACACAUUCCCAUCUCUAUACUCACCCUUACCUGCUGCACAUUCUUCCCAUCUCUAUCCCUCUGUCUGGCCAACCUGUAGAACACCUUUUCUCCUUCUUUCGUGUCCCACCUGGUGUACAUGUUAUGUGCCUCUUGUUUAGCCUUUGCUACCUCUACCUUGCCCUACUUCGCAUCUCAAUGUACUCCUUUCACCUCUUUUCAGUCCUCUCAGUGUCCCACUUCUUUUGCUAAGUUCUUUCUUUGUAUGACUUCCUGUAUUUUGGAGUUCCACCACCAAGUCUCCUUCUCCCCUUUCCUACCAGAAGACACACCAAGUACUCUCUUGCCUGUCUCUCUGAUCACCUUGGUUGUAGUCGUCCAGUCUUCCUAGAGCUUCUCCUGUCCAUCGAGAGCCUGUCUCACCUCUUUCCGAAAGGCCGCACAACAUUCUUCCGUUCUCAGCUUCCACCGCAUGGUUCUCUGCUCGACCUUUGUCUUCUUAAUCUUCCUACCUACCACCAGAGUCAUCCUACACACCACCAUCCUAUGCUGUCGAGUUACACUCUCCCCUACCUCUACCUUACAGUCAAUAACCUCUUUCAGAUUACAUCGUUUGCACAAAAUAUAAUCCACCUGCGUGCUUCUACCUCCUCUCUUGUAGGUCACUUUAUGUUCCUGCCUCUUCUGGAAAUAAGUGUUCACUACAGCGAUUUCUAUCCUUUUUGCAAAGUCCACCACCAUCUGUCCUUCAAAGUUCCUUUGCUGAAUGCCGUACUUACCCAUCACUUCUUCAUCAUCUCUGUUUCCUUCACCAACAUGCCCAUUACAAUCUGCAGCAAUCAUAACUCUGUCUGCCUGGGAUGCUCAGAACUACUUAAUCUAGUUCCUUCCAGAAUUUCUCUUUCAGUUCGAGGUCACAUCCUACCUGUGGGGCAUAGCUCCAUUUCUCUUCACAUCUACUCUGUGGUAGAAUAAUUUAAACCCUACUCCUAAACUUCUAGCCUUACUACCUUUCCACCUGCUCUCUUCGAUGCACAAUAUAUCAACCUUUCUCCUAAUCCUCAUGUCAACCAAGUCCUGAGCUUUUCCUGUCAUAGUCCCAACAUUCACAGUCCCUACACUCAGUUGUAGGGUCUGUGCAUUCCUCUUCUUCUGUCGACGAAUCCGGUUUCCUCCUCUUUGUUUUUGACCCACAGUCGCUGAAUUCCCGACGAUGCCCUGGAGGUUAACGGUCCCGGGGUAGGGGCGUUGUUAACCCCGGCCCACGACCGAUCCGGUAUGGGAUUCUUUAGAUCAUUGCUCAUAUUUGUUUGGCACAGUUUUUACGCCAGAUGCCCUUCCUGAUGCAACCCUCUGCAUUUAUUCGGGCUUGGGACCGGCCUACAGAUUGCAUUGGCUUGGCCCUCAUAGGGCUGCAGAUCCAGAAAACUAGACAUCAGGGACUAAUUCCAUCUUUUUUCCAGUAAUUUUCAGAGGGUGGUCAAGAAUGUUCUAAUCAGCCAUUGAGCUGAAAAAAUAAACCACAGUAAUACAGACACUAUUUUUUCCAAUCAGUAUUAAAGCAAAGCAAAUUUAUUUGUAUCGCGCACUUAACACACAAGGUAACUCAAUGUCCUUUACAUGAUUACAGGCAUGUGAAAACAAAGAGAUAAAACAUUGAAAAUUUGAUAAAAACAAUAAAAAUGACAAACAAAAUAUUUAUAAACAAAAACACAGUUAAAACCUCAUACAGUGCAAUUAACAUGAUCAAAAAGUGGAUAUAUUCUAAAUAGCAGUUUUCAACCUGGAUUUAAAAACAUUCAGGCCGACCUCACCUCUGUUGGCAACUCAUUCCAUUUUUGUGCAGCAUAAUAGCUAAAUGCUGCUCACCAUAUUUGCAUUGGACUCUGCGCUCUACGAUUUGACCUGAAUCAGUCGAUCUCAGAGCUUGACUGGGUUUGUAUUCCGUAAGCAUUUCUUUCAUGUAUUCAGUACCUAAAUCAUUUAGUGGUUUAUAGACCAGUAGCAGAACUUUAAAAUCUAUUCUAAAGUUGACUGGAAGCCAGUGGAAGGACUUUAGGAUUGGAGUUAUAUGACCACUUUGUUUUGGUCAGAACGCGAGCUACAGCAUUCUGAAUGCGCUGUUUUAAUAUUCUUUUUUUUUUUUUUUUUUGGGGAGUCCAGUCAGAAGACCAUGACAGUAGUGAAAUCUACUUGAUAUAAAAGCAUGGAUGAGCUUUUCCUGGUUUGCUUGACACAUAUAAGACUUGACUCUAGAUAUGUUCUUCAGAUGGUAGAAGGCAGUUUUUUAAUUGCUUUGAUAUGAUUGUUGAAAGUCAGGUUAUAAUUAAUCAGAACAUCAAGGUUUCGAACUUGUUCUUUGGUUUUUAAAGAGAGUCCAGGUGUUUACUAACAGCAAUUCUUUUUUCUUUAAUGCCAAAACAAUUGUCUCAGUUUUGUUGUGAUUUAGCUGAAGAAAAUUUGGACUCAUCCAGUUAUUUAUCUGAUUUAGACAGUACUCUUCUGUCACAUAAAACAUCAGACACCUUCCGCCAACUGUUCCACCCUGCUUGGACCUGUUUCUUCACUUCCUUACCACACUCUCCAUUGCUCUGUAUUGUUGACCCCAAGUAUUUGAAGUUAUCCACCUUCGCUAUCUCUUCUCCCUGGAGCUUUAUUUUUCCUCCUCUGCCCCUCUCAUUCACGCACAUAUAUUCUGUUUUACUUUGGCUAAUCUUCAUUCCUCUCCUUUCCAGUGCAUACCUUCAUCUUUCUAACUGUUCCUCCGCCUGUUCUGCGAACAUCAUGGUCCAAGGAGAAUCCAGUCUAACCUCGUCUGUCAGCCUAUCCAUUACUACCGCAAAUAGGAAGGGGCUCAAUGCGGAACCCUGAUGCAUUCCCACCUCCACCUUAAAUUCUUCUGACACACCAACUGCACAUCUCACCGCUGUUCUGCUGCCCUCAUACAUGUCCUGUGCUAUUCUAACAUAUUUCUCCGCCACACCAGACUUGCGCAUGCAGUACAACAGUUCCUCUCUUGGUACUCUGUCAUGGGCUUUCUCUAGGUCUUCAAAGAUACAAUAUAGCCUCUGUCGUUUUCCACGAGCAUCUUCAAGGCAAAUAGUGCAUCUGUUGUACUCUUUCUAGGCAUGAAACCAUAUUGUUGCUUGCAGAUAAUUCUGUCCUGAGUCUAGCCUCCACUACUCUUUCCCAUAACUUCAUUGUGUGGCUCAUCAUCUUUAUUCCUCUGUAGAUUCCACAGCUCUGAACAUCGCCUUUGUUCUUAAAAAUGGGGACUAGCACACUUUUCCUCCAUACUUCUGGCAUCUUCUUUCCGGCUAGUAUUCUAUUGAAUAAAUUGGUCCAAAACUCCACAGCCACCUCACCAAAUUGCUUCCAUACAUCCACUGGUAUGUCAUUGGGACCAACUGUCUUUCCAUUUUUUGUUUUGUUCAGUGCCUUUCUAACCUCUCCCUUACUAAUCAAAGCCACUUCCCGGUCAUUCACGCUUGCCUCUUCUACGCUAUCUUCUCUUCCAUUUUCUUCAUUCAUUAACUUUUCAAAGUACUCUUUCCAUAGACUUAGCACAAUACUGGCACCAGUCAACAUAUUUCCAUCGCUAUCCUUAAUCACCUUUACUUGCUGCACAUCCUUCCCAUCUCUAUCCCACUGUCUGGCCACCCUCCUUUUCUCCUUGUUUUGUAUCCAACCUGGAGUACAUGUCGUCAUAUGCCUCUUGUUUAGCUUUCGCCACAUCUGCCUUUGCCCUACGGCGCAUUUCAAUGUAUUCCUUAUGCCUCUCUUCAAUCCUCUCCGUGUCCCACUUCUUCUUCGCUAAUCUCUUAUCUUGGAUGACUUCUUGUAUUUUAGGGUUCCACCAGUCUCCUUCUCCCCUUUCCAACCAGAAGACACCCAACGUACUCUCCUGGCUGCCUCUCUGAAUACCUUAGCAGUAGUAUUCCAGUCUUCUGGGAGCUCUUCCUGUCCAUCUUGAGCCUGUCUCACCCCUUUCCGGAAGGCCACACAACAUUCUUCCUUUCUCAACUUCCACCACCUGAUUCUCUGCUCUACCUUGGUCUUCUUAGUCUUCCUAACCACAACCAGAGUCAUCCUCCACGCCACCAUCCUAUGCUGCCAAGCUACACUCUGCCCCACCACAACUUUACAGUCGGUAACCUCCUUCAGAUUGCACCGUCUGCACAAAAUAUAAUCCACCUGCGUUCUUCUACCUCCAUUCUUGUAGGUCACUCUAUGUUCCACUCUCUUCUGGAAAUAAGUGUUCACCACUGCCAAUUCCAUCCUUUUUGCAAAGUCCACCACCACCUGCCCCUCAAAGUUCCUUUGCUGAAUGCCGUACUUACCCAUCACUUCUUCAUCACCCCUGUUUCCUUCACCAACAUGUUCAUUGAAAUCUGCACCAAUCACAUCUCUCUCACACAUUCUAUUUGUCAUUUGCUCAUCAGAUUGUUUGGAUGAGGCAAAUGAAUCUUUUUGCACCUUGUCUUGCCUAAUCUCUUGUUCCUCCGAUUGUUUGGGAACAACUGAAUCCUUUUGUCCUUGGUUUUCGUAAACAUUUAAUUUACGGGGCGGUGAAUGACGCACACAGUAGAAAAUGUUGGCAGCUAAUAACUUCACCCCUUGUCUAUUUUGACAGAAAUCGUCUGCUUUGUAAAGAUUUUUACGCUCCCAAAAAAGGCAGAAAUUGUCAAUGAAACUCAUGGAUAGUGCAGUGCACACCUUGCCUAACUACAAAUUCAAUUGACAGAGCCUCGAGAAACGUUCAUCUCCAGAUCGUACAAGUGGGAGAGGUCCGCUUAUAAAAAUCUCAGUAUUCAUCCCUUGCACUUUUGUUUGGAGAUGAGUGAAAUCUUGAUUUAGUACCUAUGAUUACUGCUUGAGAACAGCCAAGGCCCCUCUGUGUAUAAUGACAGAUUUCACAGUUUGGUGCUGAUCAAUGAUCGCCAGGAUUUUUUUCAAGAUAUUAGACACCGUGUCAUUAGUAAAACACUGUGCUUUGGUGUUCUUCUCACUGCAAAAGUUUUUCACAUCCUUGAUGGCUCCAUCACCAACAAUGAAUGUUUGGGGUCCCAAUUUUUUCUUGGAUGAUUUAAUUUCAUACCUUUCAGUGGUCGUGGAGGAUGAGCAUUCUUGGCCUGGGUCUUGUAAGAGUGCCUCAAAUCGAUUUGUAAGUCUGACAUCAAUAUUUUGCACUGACUCGCAUUCUUUUUUCUUGCUCUUCGCUGUAAUGGUCCCUCACUUGGUGUUGAGGCGGCCCGCAACGCAGGCCAGCAAGAUUCUUCUGUAAUCUCCUGGUGCUGUUUUGUCUUACUUUUUAAAUGUCCCAUAUGUUUGGGCUUUGCUCCCAGUGUAUUCCAGAAGAACUGCUGGGAUGUCCGUUAUCCAUAGUUCACUUCAGUCGUCGUUGUUGAGCGAGGUGCCUGUCUGUUAGCACACCUCUGCUCACCAUUUUGAGACAUCUGUAGAGGUGUUUUAUUCCCCGACUGUCCAUUUCCAUCCACAUAAACUUCAAGACUGCAGAUUUUCGAUUCCAGAAUUGACACCCUCUGCAGUAGUUCAUGAUAGUCCUCAGUAGAGAAGGGCAUCUUGUCGGCUUGUCUUGUUGCUAAUACCAGGCUUGUGCUAAUUAGCAGGCCACGGUCACGUAAUGAUGAAACCACUGAUUAUCCACAAAAAGAAUAAUACAGUCUCAAUGAUUUAAAAGUAUCCAGGAGUUGCUGCUUCUAAGAAAAAUAUUUUAGAAGAAAAACAAGCUUAUCAGCAAGAAAAAGAGUGUCAUCAGAGGCAAACCAGGCAGAGCAAGAGUAAAGAAAAAAAGUGUCUGCAUUGUAUGAGAAGCAAGAGAGAGUUAGAACAUAAAGUACAUGUAAAUCACUCUGUCUAGACCAGGGGUGUCAAACAUACGGCCCGUGGGCUGGAUCCGGCCCGUCUGGUAAUUUGGUACGGCCCGGGGAAGAAAGCUGCAUUGUAUAAAAAAAAUGUGAAUUUUCUUUAAAAAUUUGUAGUUCUUGUAUUAUCCGCUAGGGGGCGCAGUGUUUUAGUAUGUGCAGACAACAUGAAAGCAACACUGUGGCGGAACUAGGACCACCUUGACCUGGUAAAAUUGAACGUCUGUACAGCGUCUAUUGCCGACAAUUGCAUUAUCUACUUUUCCGUUUGCCUCGCACCCUCAUCAGCAAAAUGUCUUUGUCAAAAAGGAGAAAAGUAGACACAGAGUGUCGGACUUUUCAAGAAAAAUGGACAUGUUCUUAUAUGUUCACGGAGGUGAAUGGGAAACCCGUGUGCCUGGUGUGCCAGCAGCAAGUUUCGGUGCUUAAAGAAUACAAUAUUCGGCACCAUUACGAAACUCAGCAUGGUGAAAAACACAACAGUUUGCAUGGAGAAUUGAGAAAACAGAAGGUAAAUGAAAUGAUGGCGCGUCUGAAGAAACAGCAAUCUGUUUUCACCCGGAGCCGAGAAGCCAGUGAUGCUGCGGUGAAAGCCAGCUACCUAAUUGCGAGCCAAAUAGCAAUGGCAUCACAGCCAUACAGUGAUGGAGAGUUCAUCAAAAACUGCUUGCUGACGGCUGCUGAAAUUGUGUGUCUUGAGACGCGACAUGCUUUCGCCAAUAUAAGCUUGACAAGAAAUACCGUGGCAGACAGGAUUUCGGAACUCUCUGCAGAUUUGGACCACCAACUAAAACGCAAAGUGGGGUCAUUUGUGGCAUUUUCUGUUGCGAUUGAUGAGAGUACUGAUAUCACGGACGUCGCUCAACUGGCCAUAUUCAUUCGUGGAGUUGACAAGACUUUGAAUGUCACAGAGGAGUUUCUCGAGCUGGUGCCGAUGAUCGACACCACAACAGCUGAGGACAUUUUCAGCUCCGUCGUUGGAGCGCUGGACAGAGUCGGAGCGGACUGGUCACGCGCCGUAAGCCUGGCUACUGAUGGUGCGCCGUCAAUGAUCGGUAAAAACACAGGUGUUGUGACAAAGUUCAGAGAUAAAGUACAAGCCGCAAAUGGAGGAGGUAAUUUUUGGACAUUUCAUUGCAUUUUGCAUCAGGAGGCAUUAUGCAGCAAAUUGCUAAGAAUGGAUCACGUCAUGGAGGUGGUUGUCCGAACUGUUAAUUUCAUCCGAGCCAGAGGUCUCAAUCAUCGUCAAUUUGACAGCUUUCUCAGUGACUGUAACAUUAUCCAUGGUGUGCCUUAUCACACGAACGUACGAUGGUUAAGCAGAGGUGCUGUGCUAAAGCGCUUCGUUGAUUUACGUGAUGAAAUCGGACAAUUCAUGGAGAAAAAAGGUAAAACUGUUCAGGAAUUACAGUGCCAUCUGUGGCUGCAGGACCUUGGGUUUAUGGUUGACAUCACUGAGCACUUGAAUAUUCUUAACAAAAUGUUGCAGGGACGCAAAAAAAUUGUAACACAGUAUUAUGACAGCAUACGUGCAUUCAAGUUAAAGCUCGGGUUAUGGGAGACACAGGUGGCAAGCGGUGACCCUGCUCAUUUUCCCUGUUUAAAAGAUAUGUGCGCAGCAAGCGUUAAUUCUGACGUGAAACGGUACAAAGAGAAGAUUUCAGGGCUGUUGAUGGAAUUUGAGAAAAGAUUUCAGGUUUUUAGCAAACUCGAAAGAGAUUUUGCAGUUUUUCGCUCACCAUUCACAGUCAAAGCUUCUGAUUUGCCCGUUGCCAUGCAACUUGAAAUCAUUGAUUUGCAGUGUGAUGUAGAACUGAAGGACAGAUUUGCCUCUGUAAGCUUGGACACAUUUUACAAGUACCUCCUACCAGGCUAUCCCGCAUUGACAGCACUAGGUGCUAAAACAUUGUCCAUGUUUGGGACAACCUACCUUUGUGAGCAAGUUUUCUCACUAAUGAACAUUAAUAAAACAAAGCUGCGCUCAAAGCUCACACAUAAGCAUUUGAAUGAGAUUCUGAAAUUGGCUGCUUCUCAGGACAUGAUGCCUCAUAUUGAUGCACUUGUGCAGGAUAAACGAUGUCAAGUUUCAAGGGCAAAUUCCAAGCAAGACGAAUAAUUGCUGUGAAAGUUAUUCAUUUGUUCAAAUUGCUUUCCAGAUGUUGAAAAACAGUGUUUUUAAGUUCCACAAGGCUGGUACUAAAUGUUUUUGGAACAUUGUUACUAUUUCUGUGAUCAGUUUUAUGUACAACACACUUAAAUAUAUGUUUAACUGUGUAAAAGUGUUGUUAAAAUUGCACAUACUUUAUUUAUGUUCUUAUGUUAUUCUCUUGUUCAUAAUAUAUUGUUCAUAAUGUAAAAGGAAAAUUCUGUUA
This is a messenger RNA of Syngnathoides biaculeatus (alligator pipefish), 12110 nucleotides long. Its product is annotated as general transcription factor II-I repeat domain-containing protein 2A-like. Bases 10031 to 11854 code for a protein of 607 amino acids. The transcript has 3 exons. The record is from RefSeq and is a predicted model, not a curated record. NCBI's taxonomy places the organism in Eukaryota, Metazoa, Chordata, Actinopteri, Syngnathiformes, Syngnathidae.